GAGACAGAGUUGUCCCUGUGGCCGCCAUUAAAGAAAGGAAUCCAUGAAUUCAAUUGGAACCAGCAGGAACAGUGUCUCAAUAGCAAUGGUCAAACUGACCUGGGAAAUAUAGUCAUACUAUUGUUUUAGGUAGAUUUUUAAAGAUAUGUUUUAAAAAUUAUUUCUUGCUUGGCGACGAUAGAGGAAUAGGAGUACAUUUUUUAAAGCCAGAGGGUAUUUUAAGCAAAGAGGAGGGGGAUAGUUGUUUCUUUGCUUUCCUUUUUGUUUUAAGAGCGUUCUCGCUUCUUUCAGAUUUUAACUUAUCGACACGUUUGGAUAGUUUUGCGAUGCGGAGGUUGUGGUGUUUUUCAUUUUCUCUCAGCUGAAAUAUUUGCUGAAGAGAACGAGAAAAUCUAGGGGGUGUUGAACUGGCUAGCUUUAUAGCUAGCUGGCUAGCUAGCUGGCUUGCUUGCUUGCUUAGCUAGCUUACAUUCCCCAACCGAUUGGAUUGUGUAGACUUUUUCAUCAGCUUAUUCCACCAUAGAAUAUUACUGCUUAUAAUUAUUCUUACUUUAUUGGGAACUGGAAUGAUGGAUCGUUCGUUCACACAUUGAAAGUAUGAGUUCUUGCUUUGUACCAAACGGGGCCAGCCUGGAGGACUGCCAUUCCAACCUUUUCUGCCUGGCUGACCUGACGGGGAUAAAAUGGAAGCGCUUCGUGUGGCAGGGCCCCUCCUCGGCCCCCAUCCUGUUCCCGGUGACGGAGGAGGACCCCAUCCUCUGCAGCUUCAGCCGCUGCCUCAAGUCGGACGUGCUGAGCGUGUGGCGGCGGCACCAGACGCCGGGCCGGCGCGAGCUCUGGCUCUUCUGGUGGGGGGACGAGCCCAACUUCGCCGAGCUCAUCCACCAUGAGCUCAUAGGGGAAGAUGACGGCGUGUGGGAGGGCGGCCUGACGUACGAGUGCCGCACACUGCUCUUUAAGGCCAUUCACAACCUGCUGGAGCGCUGCCUCAUGAGCCGCGGAUUCGCCCGCAUCGGGAAGUGGUUCGUCCGGCCCUACGACAAGGACGAGAAGCCCGUCAACAAGAGUGAGCAUCUGUCCUGCUCCUUCACCUUCUUCCUGCACGGCGACAGCAACGUGUGCACCAGCGUGGAGAUCAGCCAGCACCAGCCCGUCCACCGGCUGAGCCAGCAGCACCUGGGCACGGCCCAGCAGUCCAACAGCCCCUUCCAAGUGAUCCUUAGCCCGUUCGGCCUCAACGGCACCAUGACGGGCCAGUCCUUCAAGAUGUCUGACCGCCCCACGCAAAAGCUGAUAGAGGAGUGGAAGCAGUUCUACCCCAUCAACCCCAGUGCCAGGGACAGCCCUGAGGACAAGAUGGAUGACUGUGACUGGGAGGACGACUCCCUGGCUGCCGUGGAGGUCCUCGUCGCGGGCGUGCGCAUGGUGUACCCGUCCUGCCUGGUGCUCGUCCCGCAGUCAGAUCUCCUGCCCGUCACCCCCCUGGGCCCCUCCCACUGCACGCCAGUCUACCCCAACAGCCAGCAGCUGCACACCUCCCAUCGAGACCCAGCCAUCUCGUCCAUCACUCUGACUCCGCCCACUUCACCUGAGGAGUCCCAGACAGACUCUCAGUGCACGCAGAAGUGGAUGAAGAUCUCCUCCAUGACGGACAGCUUCAGCACGGACACCACCGGUCACCAUGGCGACAGGGUCCCCCGCAGACUGGCCUGCCAGGCAGUGGAGAGGGUGUGGCAGGAGUGCAGCCUCAACAGAGCCCAGAACAAGAGGAAAUAUGCAGCGGUUGCUAACGGAAGCUGUGAGGAGGCGGUGCCGGGCAGAGUGGGUUGCUGGGACUUUGUGGAGCCUGCCCGGAGGUCAAACUGCAACUGCUCAAGGCACAAGGCCCUGAAACAGCGGUCGGGCAGUACCCCAGGGCACCCCCAGUCUACGGGCGCGCUCCCCCCUUCGGUUCCAAAGCACAAGAUGGCGGAGAAGCCGGAGAAGGGCGAGAAGCUGGCCAAGAGGCCGCAGACGGCGUUCCACCACCGCAGCCCCCUGUGUGAGGACGUGUCCCUGGAGCCCGAGACCAGCCCGCCCCAGAUGGGCCUCCGGCCACAGGACCACGCCCGCUUCCCCACCACCAAGAACCCCCCUCCCCAAACGCCUGGCUCGCCCCAGCCGCCCCCGCUCAGUCCCCACCCCUGCGAGCGCGGCGAUGAGGGGGCGGAGCCUGCCAAGAGCACCGCCGCCCCCCGCGGCCAGCCCUUCUACCAGACCGCCUCCUCCGAGCCCUGCCCCGCCCCCCACAGGGGCCCCGAGGACCCGGGCCUGGACCCUCUUUCUCAGCCCUUGAUCCUGCCCUACCCCGAGUCCCCAGGGCCCUCCGUGUACGCGGGGCUCGCCGCUAACCCCGAGGACGCCGCCUGCGCCCCCUGGAGGUUCUUCAGCCUGCCGCGGCGCAAAGACGGCCACCUUCCCACGCCCCUGCUGCGGGACGACCCGAGCGCCGGGCCGGGGAGCCAGGACAGCGUGCUGUCCGUCACUGAGGUGAUGUCCACCAUCCGGAAGCCUCUGAAGGUGUCUGAGGAGCGGGUGCGGAUGUACGCCCAGCGCAGGAACCUCUACCUGUCGGCCGCCUUCUCCGACGCCGCCGGCGGCCGCCAGCCCGAGUCCGACCCCUACGCCUUCGUGGACGGCGACGUGGAGUUCACCUUCCGAGACAAGAAGGACAAGCAGGGCGGGGACUGGGAGGCGGGCAAAAAGCACAAGGGGGAUGACAGCUGCUCAGAUGACACCCAGAAUUCGACGGCCAACAACCUCAACACCUCCGGCAGCCUCAUGCAUGAGAACGACCUGGCUGUCUCCUUCAAGGACCUGGACAACCUCUUCAACUCAGACGAGGACGAGCUGACGCCUGGGUCCAGACGCGCGGUCAGCGGAGCUGAGGAGAAGCUGUGCAGUAAGGAAGCGAAGCUGGACCCGCUGUCCUGCAUCAGCUCGGCGGACCUCCACCAGAUGUUCCCCACGCCGCCCUCGCUGGAGCAGCACAUGAUGGGCUUCUCCCCGAUGAACGCGAGCAGCAAGGAGGGCAGCGUGCUGGACGUGGGCCCCGGCACCACGCUGCUGGACGGCCUUUCCCUGGCCGGGCACUUCAGGAUCGAGGUGGAGGAGGGCUACUGCAGCCCCAGGCCCUCCGAAAUCAAGGACCUGUCGUUCGUGUACAAGCUGGAGACGUGCCAGGCGCUGGUGGGCUGCUCCAGGUUCGCCCCCCUGAAGAUGCUGCCCAGCCAGUGCCUGCCCCCCAUCAAGCUGCCCAAAGAGUGCCGGUACCAGCCCAGCUGGACCCUGGGCAAGCUGGAGCUGCUGCACCCCCUGCCCCCGUUCCACUUCCUCAGCAAGGACAGUAACAUCCCGAGUGUGGGCAGUGUGAUGGAUCAGGACUACACGUACACCCCUCAGACCCACACCCCCUUCAUGUGCAACAGCGCCCCCUCCAGCAACAGCGGGCCGGGCAUCCUGCCCUCCCCGGCCACGCCCCGCUUCUCUGCGCCCACCCCGCGGACCCCGCGCACGCCCCGGGGCCCCUCCAGCGCGCAGGGCUCCGUGAAGCACGAGAACUCGGACCUGUACUCGCCCGCCUCCACCCCCUCCACCUGCCGGCCCCUGGACUCGGUGGAGCCGGCGACCGUGGCCCCCGUCCCGGAGGCGCACAGCCUGUACGUCAACCUCAUCCUGUCCGAGUCGGUCCUGAACCUGUUCAGGGACUGCAGCUUCGACAGCUGCUGCGUGUGCGUCUGCAACAUGAACAUCAAGGGCGCCGACGUGGGCGUCUACGUCAGCGACCCCAGCGGCGAGACGCAGUACUCCUGCACCUGCGGCUUCAGCGCCGUGGUCAACCGCCGCUACGGCAACGGCUCGGGCCUCUUCCUGGAGGACGAGCUGGACGUGGUGGGGCGGGGCUCGGACGCGGGCCGGGAGGCGGAGAGGCGCUUCGAGGCCCGGCGGCAGGCCGCGCUCCACCGGGCCGGCGUCCCCCACGAGCUGGUCCUCCUGCUGCAGGACCAGUGCACCAGCCCCUUCCCCCCCGCGUGGGGCCUGGAGCCCCCGGCCCCCGCGCCGGCCCCGCCCUGCGCGCGCCUGGAGGAGAGGGACCGCCACAGCGACUGCUACCUGGCCCUGGAGCACGGGCGCCAGUUCAUGGACAACAUGUCCGGGGGCAAGGUGGACGAGCUGCUGGUGCGGAGCAGCGGCCUGCACCCCUGGGCCACGAGCAGUGCAGUGGACAUGAGCACGCUCUUCUCUCAGGACGUCCUGCGCAUGCUGCUCUCCUUGCAGCCGGUUCUACAGGAUGCCAUCCAGAAGAAGAGGACGGUGCGCUCGUGGGGCGUGCAGGGACCCCUCACCUGGCAGCAGUUCCAUAAGAUGGCAGGAAGGGGCUCCUACGGUACGUAUGCUCUCUGCCCUUCGGCUAGAGGGCACGUGGCGUCUCUGUGGUGUCCGAGGAUCGAGCCCGCUCACGGCCGACCUUUUAGGGACCUGGCCGCCAUGUAUGAGCACAGACUCCCUGUGAGCGACUGGCUCCUGAGGGCGGCCGGCGACGGCAGCGACGCCCUGGCCAAGCUCAAGCUCUACGCCCAAGUCCUCCGCCACCACCUGGCCCCGUACCUUGCUACACAGUCAUUGGACAGCUCUUUGCUCAGUCAGUCCAACCCCUCCACCGCCUCCAGCCAGUCGCCAUCCGCGCAGCCGCCAAGCUCCGCCUCCUCGGCGGGGUCUCAGUGCACUGCGACCUCUGGAGGCUCCGCCCAUUCAGUAAGCGCCGACGGCAGCGUCGCCGCCCCGCUGGCCAAUGGCAGCGGCCCUCCCUCGUCCUCCCUGCCCCCCGCGGGCGGCUCCUUCGCCCCGUACGGAAGCGCGGGCAGCAGUGCCCAGAGUGGCCCGCCCGGGCAGACCCCGGCGCCCACGGAACCUCCUGAGAGCACGAUGGAGCGAGAGAAGGUGGGCGUGCCCACGGACGGCGACUCCCACGCCGUGGCCUACCCCCCCGCCAUCGUGCUGUACCUGGUGGACCCCUUCUCCUACGAGGAGGCAGAGGGCGCAGGGGCCUCCAGCGUGUGGACGCUGGGCCUACUGCGCUGCUACGUGGAGAUGCUGCAGCUUCUGCCCCCGCACAUCAGGAACGCCGUGUGUGUGCAGAUAAUUCCGUGCCAGUAUCUGCUGCAGCCCGUGCGGAGCGAGGAGCGCCACGUCUACGCCCAGCACCUCAAGUCCCUGGCCUUCUCCGUCUUCUCCCAGUGCCGACGGCCUCUGCCCACCUCCACCAACGUCAAAACGCUGACGGGCUUCGGCCCAGGCCUGGCGCUCGACAGCGCCCUCCGGAGUCCGGAGAGGCCCGAGAGUCUGCGCCUCUACACGCCGCCCUUCAUCCUGGCGCCCGUCAAGGACAAGCAGACGGAGCUGGGCGAGACCUUCGGCGAGGCCUCCCAGAAGUACAACGUGCUCUUCGUGGGCUACUGCCUGUCCCACGACCAGCGGUGGCUCCUGGCCACCUGCACCGACCUGUACGGAGAGCUCCUGGAGACCUGCAUCAUCAGCAUCGACGUGCCCAACAGGGCCCGGAGGAAAAAGGGCUCUGCCAGGAGGCUGGGCCUUCAGAAGCUGUGGGAAUGGUGUCUGGGGCUGGUGCAGAUGACAUCACUGCCCUGGAGGGUGGUGAUUGGCCGUCUGGGUAGGAUGGGCCACGGAGAGUUGAGAGACUGGAGUGUUCUGCUCAGCAGGCGGAGUCUCCAGUCCCUCAGCAAGCGUCUGAAGGAGAUGUGCAAAACGUGCGCCAUCUCUGCCGCCGACACUCCCAGCAUCCUCAGCACCUGCCUGGUUGCCAUGGAGCCACAGGGCUCCUUUGUCAUCAUGCCAGACUCGGUGUCCACGGGCUCGGUGUUCGGCCGCAGCACCACGCUCAACAUGCAGACGUCGCAGCUGAGCACGCCGCAGGACACGUCCUGCACGCACAUCCUGGUGUUCCCCACCUCCGCCGCCGUUCAGGUCAACAGCUCCAACUACACCAGCGAGAACAUCGACAUCACCUUCAACCACAUCAACGAUGGCACGGACGGGAUGGGCAUCUUCGAACUGCUGGAGGAGUACGAGAACGACCUGGACCCUGACAUCAUCAACAUCCUGCCAAACUCGCCAACCGCGUCCCCCGGGCACUCUCCAGGCUCACACUACCAUCACGGUGGAGAUGGCAGCAAGGGCCAGAGUACGGAUCGGAUGGAGUCUCACGAGGAAGCGCCCAACCUGCUGCAGCAGCCCAUGGCUCUGGGCUACUUCGUUUCUACGGCUAAAGCUGGGCCGUUGCCAGACUGGUUUUGGUCAGCCUGUCCACAGGCGCGGAAUCAGUGCCCACUCUUCCUGAAGGCCUCUCUACACCUGCACGUGUCCACCGUACAAUCGGACGAGCUCCUGCACAGUAAACACUCCCACCCCCUGGACUCCAACCACACCUCAGACGUGCUCAGAUUUGUGCUGGAGCAGUACAACGCCCUCUCCUGGCUGACCUGCGACCCUGCCACACAGGACCGGCGUUCCUGCCUGCCCGUCCACUUUGUGGUGCUGACUCAGAUGCACAACUUCAUCAUGAACAUGCUGUAGCAGACAGGAAGCAGGGCUGCGCGGUAGCCUGGAGGAGGAAGUGGAGUGUGACUCAGAUAUGCACAGCGCUGAACUUCAGGGCUCCCCACAGCCAGCAGAGCCAGCGCUCACUGGCAGCACUGCCUCCUUCUGUCCCGGAUCUGCCCGGGAGGGCUCCAGAACGGGCUGGAACGUUCUAGAAUGUCACACACGGUGGAACGGAGGAGUGAAGCCAGUCGGAGCUGACCCCUGACCCCUGAGUCCGGGUCAAGCAUCCGUGUGAAGUACCGAAAGAGACCGCACGCUCAGAAUCUGAAUCUGUCUUUGUUUAUAUAUAUAUAUUUUUAAAAAAAGGCUGAUUUCUUUCUUCCGGUAUGAAAUUGUGUCCAAAUUAAAUGCCUGCAUCUUAUUUAUUCUAAGUUUUUAAAUGUAUAAUUUGUCUUAUUUCUUAAAUGCAUAAAUAUAUAUACUUUGGAAGGUUUGCAUUGCCUUUCUGCUUAAAAGAUUGUUUAAAUAUAUAUAUAUAUAUAUAUAUAUAUGUGUGUGUGUAUAUAUAUAUAUAUCAAAUCAUCUUUAAACUGAAUCUGAAAAGAAACACAAAAACGUAAUAUGAAUUUGCCGUAGGCUGCUUUUAGAGCAUUAUUUUUUGUAUAGUGCUGAUGUACAGAUGGGAUAGGUGCAUUUAAUGGCUGUGCCGUUUGGGGCGGAGCCAGGGGACAGCUCAGCUGUGUCUGCUGAGGACUUGUACAGCAAUGAAUAUCACUGUGUUUAAUAAGAGCUGCAGUGUCAUAUAGUAUUUUAUACCACUCAUUUAGACACAAAACAAAGUGUAAAUGUGUAUAUAUUUAUAAUAAACGCUCACACACACACAAACACAUGAAUCCUUAGCUCUGGUCCUGAAGAGUCAUAGUGAAAUCAGCUAUUUAAGAUGCAGGAAAGUUGAGGUUACUGUGUAAUCAACUGUUUUUAAUCUAUAAAUUAAUAACUUAACAAAAAAAAACCUGCAGACCUUGUGGCUCUCUGGGAGCAGGGCUGGGAACCACUGAUGUAGGCUUGGAUUUUUGCAGUUUUCAAACCAUCAGUGGCACAGAUACAUUCAUUAAUUUAUUAUUCUAAUUCAUAUUUUUUGUCUAAAAAUAAAAAUAAUAGUUUUUUGUUAUAUUAAUGUUAACAUUCUUGCAAUCAGUAAUGUUGGCAUUCGCCGCUUCAAAGUGCAAAGCAAUGCAGGUUUAAUGGUGCAAGGCUGUUUUGAGUGACAGUCCUCUCUGUCCUAUCCAGUUGACGUGUCAUAAUUGGUCCCACCCACAACUGCCUUCAAGGAGCUUCUUUACAAUUCCGGUUUCAGUCAUUUCAAAGUAAGAAGGUCAGACCUUUUAGUGUGUAGUGCUCUUAAAGGUGCUGAUAGAUAAAUGUGCUUUUUUUUGGCACAAUCUAAACUAGUACAAAUUCUGGGCUCAUUAAUAAUCAGUGUUUUUACAGUAUGUUGGCCAUUGAUGGGUUUUAAAAUUGGAUGCAUACUUGCUUUUUUCCCAACUUUGUCAUAUAUGUAUAUGUAUAAAAUGUGUGUACACACAUUGCGCAUAUAUGUAUAAAUUAUAAUAUAUAAAAUAUGUGUGGUGUGCCACUAGGGGUGGUACAGCUACAGUUUUAGGAAUAAAGUGUGUGGAUUCAG
Molecule: messenger RNA, 8284 nt
Organism: Anguilla rostrata (American eel)
Lineage: Eukaryota; Metazoa; Chordata; Actinopteri; Anguilliformes; Anguillidae
Product: mediator of RNA polymerase II transcription subunit 13-like
Exons: 30
Coding region: 598-6633 (2011 amino acids)
Biological process (GO): positive regulation of transcription by RNA polymerase II
Cellular component (GO): mediator complex
Molecular function (GO): transcription coactivator activity
Source: RefSeq, a predicted model, not a curated record